Pangasianodon hypophthalmus (striped catfish) is the source of this 2132-nucleotide messenger RNA. It is a transcript of the gene ptcd3, whose product is annotated as pentatricopeptide repeat domain 3. The record is from RefSeq and is a predicted model, not a curated record. The transcript is spliced from 24 exons. NCBI's taxonomy places the organism in Eukaryota, Metazoa, Chordata, Actinopteri, Siluriformes, Pangasiidae. Gene Ontology annotation, molecular function: ribosomal small subunit binding; rRNA binding; protein binding. Gene Ontology annotation, cellular component: mitochondrion. The coding region runs from base 37 to 2061 and encodes 674 amino acids. Gene Ontology annotation, biological process: mitochondrial translation.
GUUAAUGUGGUAUAUUCCUAUCCAGAAUGCACCUCGAUGCUGUGGCAAAUGGCGGCCUCCUGUUCGCACAUAGGGCGUCAGAUCUCCAAGACUAGCCGAUUAUUUAAUAAAAGCUUAAAGGAAUCAUGGUAUCAGAGGUAUUUUGGACUCAGCCCUGCUGUUUGCCAAGAAUCUGCAACUGCAGUGUCAGGCUCAGAAGGGGAAAUUGUGAUUCCAAGGAAGAAAACAUGGAGUAAAGAGGCUGUGUUGCAGGCUCUGGCGACCACUGUGAAUAGGGAUCCUACUGCCUGUCAUUACAUGUUUCAGGAUGAUUCCUACCUCAUACCAAGAACAUCUGGAGAGUUUAAACUCUAUUCUUUGUCCCAGGAAUCAGGCAGAAAUGCAGCUAAGUAUUUCAUCAACACAUACCCCAAGUACUUCCAAAAGGACUUUGCAGAACCUCAUAUUCCAUGUUUAAUGCCAGAGACUGUGGAGCUGCAAAUCGAGGAGGUGUCCGAGGCAGCUCUUGUGGAGCGCGUCAGGCUGAGAAAGGUCAAGGCGGCUGUGGACAUGUAUGAUCAACUGGUGCAGGCAGGCACUCCCGUGUCACUGGAUCUGACCAAUGACCUGUUGGAUCUGAUUUGUCUGUACGGAGAUCGGGAUCCACCACGAGAAGACUCCCCAGAACAGAGAAGUGACGAUGUGGCAGAAGAGCAGGACGACUCGAAGCGGAGAAAGGGAAGACUACGAAGAGCAUCUGAGCUACUAACGAUUGUAUGGAGGGAGAACAAUAAUGCACAGAGGAUUUUUAACACCAUGCAGGAACGGAACAGUCGAUCAUACAGCGCGCUCAUCAGGGGCAUGGUGAAGUAUGGCGCUUACUCCAAGGCUUUUGACAUGUACACGGACCUGCUGAACAACCGACUGACUGCUGACGUGCACACCUUCAAUGCGCUCAUCAUCGCUGCUGCAGAGGUGAAGGACAAAUACAGUGAUAAAUGGGACCUGAUCAUUGAUCUGCUGAAGCAGAUGGCUCAACAGAAGGUGAAGCCCAACCUGCUGACAUUUAACACAGCGCUGAAGGUACUUCGUCGGUGCGGCUCAUUGGCCAGAGCGCAAGCCUUCCCCAUCCUCAAUGAGAUGAAGGCCCUUGGCAUCGGGCCCAGUUUGGCCACCUAUGAUCAUAUCCUUGGCAUCUUCUAUAAAGCAGCCAGCUCAGCUCAAGGGCACACUGAGAUCCUACAGGAAGUGUUAAAUGAGAUGUCAGGAAAGAGCUUUACUGCCCAGGACCCAGAUGAUGUGCAAUUCUUCCCGAAUGCGAUGAGAGUUUGCCUGGAUAAUAAGGACAUUGAACAGGCUUACAGAGUGCACAGCCUGCUAGAAGUAGGGGACAACUGGCAACUUUUGGGGGAUUCCUAUCACCAGAGCAUCUACUACGGACGCUUCUUCAACCUGCUGUGUAUGAUGGAGCACAUUGACGUGGUCCUAAAGUGGUACAGAGAGUUCAUUCCCUCACUUUAUUACCCCAAUUCUCAAGGAAUUAAAGAUUUGCUUCAGGCACUUGACACAGACAACAGAUUAGACCUGAUUCCUCAAAUAUGGAAAGAUAUCAAACAGAUGGGACAUGACAAUAAGACGGACCUGCUGGAGCAGAUCCUUUCCCUUAUGGCCCGGGAGAAACAAAGUGCAGAGGUUCAGCAAUCAUUUGCAGAGUGUGCUCUGGAUAUAAAGAGACUGUACAUGCAGACGGACCGUGGCAGAGUGCCACUCAACUGGUCAACUAAUUCCCUUAGCAGCAUCACCUCCAUUCUGCUGGCAGCAGACAGGAUACAGGAGGCAGGGGAAAUGUUGAACAUCUUCAAAGCCACCAACAGAAUUCCUUCUGAGGAUCUGAUGAAUGAGUUUUUUGCCUGUAUAAAGGCACACAAUGACGCUCAGCAGGCUGUUGAGCUGGUCCAGAUCUCUGCGGGUUUCUGCCUGCCUGUCACUCCAAAUCUAAUCGAGAGGGUGCAGCAGGAGUUUGAGCUAAAUGAUGAGCAAAAGAUGAUCUUAUCAGAUCUGGAGUCUUCCACACAGGAGUGAUUAAAAGGCAGAGUGCUGGGUGUAAUUUAUCAAAAGUGUCUUUACAAUAAUAAAAUGCAACUGUAACUUUG